UGCGCCUCGCCCGCCGCCCGCUACGGCCCCGGCCAGACGCCCGCGGCCUUCCUCAGCGCCCUGCUCCCCUCGCAGCCCACGCCGGUGGCCGUCAACGCCCUGGGCCUGCCCAAGGGCGUCACCCCCGUGGGAUUUCCAAAGAAGUCCAAUAGAACUGCUAGAAUAGCCUCUGAUGAGGAGAUUCAAGGCACAAAGGAUGCCGUCAUUCAAGACCUGGAACGAAAACUGCGCUUCAAGGAGGACCUCCUGAACAACGGCCAGCCGAGGUUAACAUAUGAAGAAAGAAUGGCUCGUCGAUUAUUAGGUGCUGACAGUGCAACUGUCUUUAAUAUUCAGGAGCCAGAAGAGGAAGCGGCUAAUCAGGAAAUUGUGUCUCCUCAUGCUUCUGUAGGGAGUCCUCUGGAUGGUCAAAAGGAAUACAAAGUCUCCAGCUGUGAACAGAGACUCAUCAGUGAAAUCGAGUACAGGCUAGAAAGGUCUCCUGUGGAUGAAUCAGGUGAUGAAGUUCCAUAUGGGGAUGUGCCUGUGGAAAAUGGAGUGGCACCGUUCUUUGAGAUGAAGCUGAAACAUUACAAGAUCUUUGAGGGAAUGCCUGUAACUUUCAUGUGCAGAGUGACUGGGAAUCCAAAACCAAAGAUCUAUUGGUUUAAAGAUGGAAAGCAGAUCUCUCCAAAGAAUGAUCACUACACCAUUCAAAGAGAUCUCGACGGAACCUGCUCUCUCCAUGCCACAGCUGCCACCCUAGACGAUGAUGGGAAUUACACCAUUAUGGCUGCAAACCCUCAGGGCCGCAUCAGUUGUACCGGACGCCUAAUGGUACAGGCUGUCAAUCAAAGAGGUCGCAGUCCCCGCUCUCCCUCAGGCCAUCCUCAUGUCAGAAGGCCUCGUUCUAGAUCAAGGGACAGUGGAGAUGAAAAUGAACCAAUUCAGGAGCGCUUCUUCAGACCUCACUUCUUGCAGGCUCCUGGAGAUCUGACUGUUCAAGAAGGAAAACUCUGCAGAAUGGAUUGCAAAGUCAGUGGGUUACCAACCCCAGAUCUAAGCUGGCAGCUAGAUGGGAAGCCCAUCCGCCCCGACAGUGCUCACAAGAUGCUCGUGCGUGAGAACGGGGUGCACUCUCUGAUCAUAGAGCCAGUCACAUCACGAGAUGCCGGCAUCUACACAUGUAUAGCCACCAAUCGAGCAGGACAGAACUCAUUCAGCCUGGAGCUUGUGGUUGCUGCUAAAGAAGCACACAAACCCCCUGUGUUUAUCGAGAAGCUGCAAAACACAGGAGUCGCUGAUGGGUACCCAGUGCGACUGGAAUGCCGUGUUUUAGGAGUGCCACCGCCUCAGAUAUUUUGGAAGAAAGAAAAUGAAUCACUCACUCACAGCACUGACCGAGUGAGCAUGCACCAGGAUAAUCACGGCUACAUCUGCCUGCUCAUUCAGGGAGCCACAAAAGAAGACGCUGGGUGGUACACGGUGUCAGCCAAGAAUGAAGCAGGGAUUGUGUCCUGUACUGCCAGGCUGGACGUCUACACCCAGUGGCAUCAGCAGCCACAGAGCACCAAGCCAAAAAAAGUACGGCCCUCAGCCAGUCGCUAUGCAGCACUUUCGGACCAGGGACUAGACAUCAAAGCAGCGUUCCAACCUGAAGCCAGUCCGUCUCACCUAACACUGAAUACCGGCUUGGUAGAAAGCGAGGACCUGUAAUCAACAUUCUUGUUAAAGCUGAAACACUGAAACAGCCAUUGCCUUGACCAACAUAUUCCUUUGUCACAUUAUGUAAAAGGCAAAAGCAUACCUUUGACUAUAAGAAAUAAACACCAAAAUAAUAUUUUUCUUACUUGAUAUACCAAACUUAGAGUGUAAGUAGGUGAUGUGAAUAGAAAUGUACACAUUGCACAGAAAAUUCACGUUCAUCAUCCAAUUUAAAAUUUUUGGAAUUGCUGUGAUUAAAGUGGUCUGAAAUGCCAGAAUGCUAAAGGAAAUCAGUUGUUCAAAGGUAACCACAAUUUGUUAUAUCCAAAGUGCCUUUAAACACUAGCUAUAGGUGCUACAUAGCAUGAUAGUGUGGGGUGCUGAACAAGAGGCAAUUGUACCACAAAUAGUACUAAAAUGAUCCUAAAGUGGCAGUGUAUUCAGACAGCUACAGUGAACCAAGUGCAAUAUGUGAGGAUGAAAAGGAAGAGGAAAUGACAAAGAAAUCCAAGUAAAUGCCUUGUCUUUGCAAAUUGUUUUAUAUUAAAUCAUAAGGAGGAAUUACUUGCCUUAAAUUUUAUUAAUAUCAAGAGUUUUCUAACAAGGUUAAUACCUUAGUUCUUAACUUUUUUUUCUUUACGUGUAGUAGUUUCUUUUCAUGCUACCUUGGUAGGAAGCUUAUUUACAAACCAUAUUAAAAGGCUAAUUUAAAUAUAAAUAAUAUAAAGUAUUCUGAAUAUAGCAGAAAUAUAUUAACAAACAGUCCAUUCCACAAAAGGCAUCCAAACCACCCACAUGACCAAGGCAUAGAGUAUUUGGAGGAAACAGGGGUUUGGAAGCAGGGAGGAGAAUGAAGGAAAAUGCUACCGGCACACUUACUCAUGUUGUAUUCAUUUAGCUAAAAGUAGAGGGACAGGAGACACGGUAAAGGCCAGGCUUUUCUUUGGUUUUCUUCUAAUCUAAAAUGUAGGUGAAAAAACACUGCCAUUCACAAGUUAGGGAAUCUAGAGUCAGCUGGAAGUUUGGAACACAUGUGCUAUGGAAAUUUCAGUGUGUCUGAAGUUUGUGUAGUAGUUGAAGAGUUUAGAUGUGUAGAGCAAGUUGAAAAUGGACUGAGACUGCAAGAUGGGCAUAAAUGAGAAAUUGCCUAUAGGAUCUAGUUUACUCGAGGGAAAUGGAGACUUGGGAAAGACAAAAACAGGUUUGUGCCGUAAUGUAUUUUUUUCAAUGGCACCAAGAUAUGGUGAAUGGAAAAUAUUAGUCCACUUCCCUGCUGCCAUGACACCUGGCCUUCAGAAGGUGCUGGGUUCCGAGUGUUUGUAUAGGCAUCUCAGUGAAGACUGAUUUUUGAAUGCCUAUAAUUCUGCAUCAGCUAGAUUGAGUUGAUUCUGACCAGACUUGAUGGUUUUAAGUCGGAACCGAUAAACUUUAAAAAGGAGAAAAAACAAUUUGGCCUAAUAUUAUAAAACAUGAGGCUUUAAUGGUACUUUGCUAUGAAAAGAAAACACUGUAUUCCUUAUGCAAAACACAUAUAUCUUUCAUUAUUUAUAAUAAAAAUGUUGAACUCUCUUAGUUACUCAAUUCAAUAUGUAGUAUUUUCUUAAAUAAUUUUAUAUCUGUGUACCACCCCAUAUAUUUCAUAUUACUGCUUCACAUGUACAGCUUUCUAUCUCUUUGUAAGAACACCAACCAACCAAGUUUUAAAUGAUUAAUAGGCUUGAGCACCGGGUGGCAGAUGUUCUAUGCAGAGUGGUACAGUUUUCUUUGACCACACUUAUAUGCAUUGCUAAUAUGGAAUUUAAGAUACCAUACAAAGUCUCUCAUGGGCCUAUCUGUAUUGUAGAAUUAUGACUUAUGUCAUAUCUUACUUGCCAAAUUUUUCUGAAUGUGACUUUUUGCUAAUUUGCUGGGUUUGGGAUUAAGUAGCAUUAUUUUGCCACCUUUUAUGUUGUAUUUAUAAAAAAAAGUGCUAUCAUACUACUUUGGAUUGUUGUGCUGGUAUAAUGUGGAUUUAACAUCAAUAAAUAUUUAACAAAUAA
Molecule: messenger RNA, 3722 nt
Organism: Ceratotherium simum simum (southern white rhinoceros)
Lineage: Eukaryota; Metazoa; Chordata; Mammalia; Perissodactyla; Rhinocerotidae
Source: RefSeq, a predicted model, not a curated record